CAAAACUGGCGGCGUCUGUCCAAUGAGAGUUCAAACCCAAAACAUUUCUUAACAGCAAAAAUGUUUAAAAAUAAGCCCAGGAGUUCGUUGCGCAAGGCGCCUACUGACGACGAUGAUCAUACAACUACAGCUCUGCGAAUCAAAAAACGCAUCAGUUUCAGUGGCAAGAAGUCCGUGAGAGAGUUCGUGGACACUGAGGAACAGAAGAACUGGGACUACUCCUGCGAAGUAUCUGAUCCCCAGACUGGGGAGGAUAACUCAUCCGCCCACCAGGCGUCCCAUAGUGCCCACAAGGAAAAUAUCCCAAUCCAAGUGCCCAUUACCAACACAAGUGUUCACAUCGAUAGCACACUGAAUCUGCAGACCAGCAUCGAUGUGACCUUGCUGCCCUGCGAACUAACUCACCGGAAUCCCCGCAAAGCCUUCACUCCCAUUGUCCAGGACUCCCUGCAUGCUGACAGCCUUCUCCUAUCCAGCGAUGAGCGCAGCAAAAUGCAUAACCAUUUGUACAACAGCCGCAUUAUGGACAAGACCAUGGACUUGAUGUCUGGAUCUUUGGUAAGCAGGACUGCCAAGAACUUAUCUGUGAAGGUAUCUGUGGAAACGGAAGGAUUUUCAAGUAAACCGGCUACCAAAAGCAUUGGUGACUCGUUCAUGGAUAUCACGCCACUUGGAAUGGCUUCCACUGCAGCUCCUGUCCCUCCGACACAUCACAGUUUCAUGGAACUGGAAACGGAGAAGGAAAAUCAACGUAACGUCCAAGAAGACAAGGAAAACCAGGUUCCCACUCAGAAAUCUAUUUUCAUGGAUAUGGAGGAGGAAAAAGAGGCUAAGAGCCAAACGCAAAACGAUCCUGUGGAUAUAUUCUUCGACUGUUCUCUAAAUGUUUCCGAGGACAGAGACAAGACGCCGGAGAAUAACACAUUUUCGAGCAACAAUAGCACUAUCCACUUUAAGGAUGAAUCGGUUCUCAUACCCCUGGACAUGAUCGCCGGCACCAACAUAAGCAAAAAGAUCAAUUUCCAGCAACUAAACGAUGAGCUGGAAGCCGGAAAAAUCCAAAUAUUUCCCAACGGUCCGAAAACCCCAAACACCGAUUCCAAGAACCCGCGAGUUUGGAAAGGUUUCGAAGCAUAUCAAGCGGAUGAUCCAGGACCUGUCAGAGAUAUGCGAAACAUUAAACCGCGAGGAACCUUGAACUUUAGUGAGAAUAUGAUGAUGUCGCCGGAACCAGCCACUCCUGUUCCAAAGGAAAAAGACAAGCUGCAGGUAGCGGACGAUAAACGAAAGUAUCGCUUCUCCCAGGCGGACGAACUAAUGCUGGACAACACAAACUUCCUGGCCCACGCGAAAUUAGGCGAUGAGACUCAGUCCAGAAACACUUCUAAGAACUCCACCAGAAGAGAGGCCACAUUCGACAACUCUGUGUUGGAUUUUCCCCGAUUGGGCAUCUCAAAUAGGUUGGAUGAGCCGGAUCAGUCCAAAGCGCGUCUCCCGAGUCGUCAAACCUUGCUCCUCAACGAGAGUAUCGAUCAGGAAGGUGUGAAAGCUCCUCAUGUGAGAAAAGAGAUUGAUGAGGAAGUUGUGGUCCAAAAAGAAACAGUUACGGAGGACCAGAACCACCACAAAACUACCGUGUGGGAGUGCACUAAGACUAGACGCAGAGAGACUUUAUUGAUGGACGAUUGCAUGCAGGUGGACAUCGUUAGUCCCCUUAAGGAACUUUACCUAAAACCCAACCAUCCGAAAGGCAGCUUGAAAGCCAAACAUACACUUUGCGUCGCAGAACCCGUCGAGGAAGAUGUAAGUCCUUUAAAGGAACUUCCAGCUCCCCAGAAUAAAUCCAAGCCAAGGCAAACUAUAUUGGCAACAGAGCCCAUGGAAGAAGAUGUGAACUUUGAAACAAACAGUUCUUAUAGCAAGGGAAAGUCAGGGAAAACGUUGGUUUCGGAAGAGCCUAUCAUCGAGGAGAAGGUCACAUACAUGACCCGCUCCAAGUCGCGAAAGACCCAAAUUAUGUCGGACUCCAUAGAGGAGGAAAACGAAGCUGAGAAAGCGAAGGAGGAACCUAGAAACAUGCCGACUCUGCCGCAAAACCAAGCUAGGAGGAGGCAUACUUUACUUCAAGAUGAGCCCAUGGAGGAGGAAACGAAUGCUCCGCCUCCUGUGUCCACCAAUUCCAAGUCAAAACAAAGACAGACUUUGCUUUUGGCGGAACCCAUAGACGAGGAAAAGGGCAAAGAUUCGAACAACCCAUCAGCUCUUCCAACCAAAUCGAAGUCAAGGCAGACUCUUCUUUUGACAGAACCUAUAGAGGAGAUAGAGUCUCCUUCAUUUGAACCACGUUCCAAGCCACGACAGACUCUCAUCAUGUCUGAGAAAAUAGAAGAGGAGGAGGUUGUUGCCCCAAAAUCCGUGAUUUCGCAUCCGAAAUCCAAAAGACAGACACUUCUCGCAUCAGAACCCAUCGAAGAGGAAAUCUUAAGUAAUCCUAUUGAUCCUCCAGUUUCAUAUCCAAAGACCAAAUCCAGACAGACUUUGCUAUUGGCGGAACCUAUGGAAGAGGAAUCGGAGAACCAAACUGGUAGUAUUCCAGAAUCUAUUCCAACUGUUCCUCCAAAGCAAUCCAAGAACAGACAGACUCUUCUCCUACAGGAACCCAUAGAGGAAGAGAAGAGCAAACAACCCAAGAGAGGUCCUCCAAUAGCUCAUUCCAAGCUCAAGCCAAGACAGACUCUGCUUCUUGAGGAAUCUAUGGAAGAGGAGGUGCCUUCACGCCCAAAGAUCCAGUCCAUCCAGAACCAUUCAGAACAGACUGCUGCUUCUCAGAUGGUGCAGCAAAAGCCAAACAAAAACAGGCAGACCCUUCUCCUGGUGGAACCCAUAGAGGAGGAAGCUAAUCAAAAUAGUGCUCCAGCACUUCCCCCUUCGAAGCUUAAGUCAAGGCAAACUAUGCUUCUUCAGGAAUCCAUGGAGGAAGAUAUAGGUUCUCGUCCCCGUUUGGAGGAGUCCAUUAAACAAAUAAGGGAUACCCAUCUUGUCCAGAAUCACAAAACCAGAUCACGGCAGACGCUGCAACUAGAAGUCUCCAUGGAAGAGGAAACGAAUGAGAUAGCACGAGAAUUUCCAAAGGUCCUUGAAAAAACAAAUCCAAAAACCAAAUCAAGGCAGACUCUGCUGCUUCAGGAAUCCAUGGAAGAGGAUAACCGCCAGAUACCUCUUCCUUUGGAGAACUCCAUGGAGGAACAAAUCACUAAGCAGGAUGAACCAAUCCCUCAAUACCCUAAAACUAGGACCAGACAGACUCUUGCCUUGGAGGAACCUAUAGAAGAGGAGUCCAAUAAGACAGUGCGUGUCGAAGAAAAGGUCCUUUCCAAGAAGAAGUCACGACAGACUAUGCUUUUGGAAGAAACUAUCGACCUGGAAUCUGACGAGCCAAAGCCACAGGAUUGUUACCAAGCUAUAACCGAUGAUGUCCCAUCCAAAGAGGCUUCCCCGCCUCAUUCAAAGUUAAGACAUGCUCUUUUCAGGCCCAAAGAGGAAGCCAGCCACAAGUCCUUUUCCAGACAAGCUGCGUCUGCACCACUAAGUGGUCACGAGGAUAUGGAAAUGUCUGGAUUGGAAUCCAUUAGUUGGGAGCGAAAGCAAACAAAUACUGUAGCCACUUACAAGUCCUCCAAAGGGCGCCAAACUAUUGUUGCCCCAGAACCUCUAGAUCUGGAGCAGUUGGACAGGCCAUUGGAAAACCCCAAGGCGGAGGUUGGUAGAUCCUUCAAGGCCAGGCACACGCUGGUGAUGGCAGAAGCCAUAGAAGAGGAAGAAGCAGCCAAGCCACAGGAGCCAAUCAGGUCCUCGAAAUCCAGAAAAACCAUUGUUUCAGCAGAGCCCAUCGAUGUGGAGGAAAUCGUGGACGAUCAUGAGGAAAAAGUAGCUAUGGAACACACCAUGGACUUCCAAAGCCCGCAGAGAACCGUGAGGAACACCAAGUCGUUUGCCUUCACCCCUCGGCUUUCCCUUACCGACUUCGAGCAGGAGGAGCAGAACUGCAAGACGCCGAGUCGCCACCAAAAACAACGCACCAUUGUGGAGAUGGUUUUGGAAGCAAACGCAUCCCGAUUCGGCACCCCAAUGGGUCAAGGGAAUCUGAAGCGACUGCCCAAUCACCUGACGCCCAAUCUUCCAGGGUCCAAGAAGCGAAACACCCAGCUCUUCUCGGAUAGUAACAUGGAGUUGGACGAAGAAGACUUACCAGAGGUUGAGGUGCCUGAGCCGAACAAGUCACGCAUUCCAAUCCGCAGAACCUUCAAGCUGGAUGACUCCGUGCAGCUGGUAAGGGACUUUCAGCCUGAAAGAAGCCGCAUAAUUGUUAACUGGAACAUAUUUGGAACUCCGCCUGCUGUGGAGACCAUCGAUCUGGAUGCGGAUGAGCACGAUGAUCAGCUGGACAACGAAAAGAUCAGUUUGGUAUCCACCAUGGAAAAGGAAACGGCCAACGGGGAGGAGCAGGAACCGGAACCAGAGGUCUGUGAAGAGCCCCAGAUGGCGGCGGUUGUGGCCGGAAGCAGUGGCUCCUGCCGGAGGUGUCGCAACUGCAGGCGGUCCAUGAACGAAACCGAGCUGCGCUCCAUUUCAUUUGCGCUGCCCUAUCAUGAUCCGUGGGACUUCUCCAAGGAGUUGCAGACCCUGAAGCGACUGAGGAGCAAACCGACUCUCUCAGAGGUGCACAAAAACUGGGAACUCAGGGAAAAGGAGCGACAGAUGCACGCCCUGGAGGCGCGAGUCAAUGAGUCGGUGGAGGAGGCCGAGUCGUGGAGUGUGCCAGGUCUUAUGGUAAAAUUCAAGAGAACACUAAAAGGUCCUACGAUGAUUAUUGAGGAGAGGACUGUUGCCGAGUCCAGGGAAUCCUUCUUCCAUCGGUUGAGUCGCCUGCUGACCAGCCAGCAACCCAACUGGAUCUUCGAUUACCAGUUGAAGAGCUCGCGGCAACUGAUAUUCUACCACCGACUACUGCCCACAUUUCGGAUUGUGGUGAAAUACGAAGUCCUAGAUGUCGAGGAGACAUCGAUACGCGUCAGCUCCAUCUCGCUGGACAAUGAUGUUGCCAUUCCGAAGCACAGAUGGUCGGUGUUCUACCACUACCAGGACUUCCAGCUGAGUCUCAACCUCCCCGUGAAUCUAAGCAGUGCAAUGGAGGGAAGCAACGAGGAGGCUUUCCUGAAGUUCCUGAAACGCAUCGACCAAAGCUGUGAAAAGGUCAAGAGGACUCUGAACAAACUAUUGACCCUUCUAGCGGCGACAGGAGCCAGACUUUUGAGACAAGCGAAUCGAAAUGUUGUUCGGAAGACGGUGUGGAAGGACAUCGUCGAGGGACAGAUAACCCGCCAUGAGAAGACCAACUUCCUGAUAGAGAUAUCCAACAUUGAUGAGACAUCCUUCAGAGACAUCGUAGAGCCGUCUUUUCAUCACUUUGAUGAACAAAUUCAGCAUCUCCCAAAAGGAAUUGCCUUUCUUGAGGCAUUUCUACCCAAUCCCGAGCAGUUUAUAGUUAGUUCUUAAGUCCUCUACAUCUCGUUGAUGUCCAGGAACCAUUGUACAAAAUAUGACCAUUUUAA
This is a messenger RNA of Drosophila bipectinata, 5612 nucleotides long. RefSeq names its product Spc105-related (gene Spc105R). The record is from RefSeq and is a predicted model, not a curated record. NCBI's taxonomy places the organism in Eukaryota, Metazoa, Arthropoda, Insecta, Diptera, Drosophilidae.